AUGGCGCUGAGCUACUACCCAAACUGGCCGGAGUUCUCCGCCGCCAUUGAUGAUCCCGACCUCCAAUCUCUCUCAUUCAACCCCGACGACUAUUUGGUGGACCCCAACGACUCCUCCUUCUGCAACUCUCUCCUUCUCUCCGACUUCGAUCACACAACAACUCAACCUCCGCCAUUUUUCCCUCUCUCCAAACGCCAGAAGUUUUGUGAUUCUCAGCAAUUUUUUGAUUAUCAACCCCCGGAAUUUUUUAUUCCGGCGCCGGCGCCGACGGAAUUUCCGGCGGCGGAUUUUGGCGUGAGGGUGAAAGAGGAGAGGGGCGGCGGUGGGAGUUUGUCGGCGCAGAGCAUUGCGGCAAGGCAGAGGAGGAGGAGGAUCACGGUGAAGACGCAGGAGCUCGGGAAGCUGGUUCCCGGAGGGACGAAGAUGAACACUGCGGAGAUGCUGCAGUCGGCCUACAAAUACAUCAAAUUCUUGCAGGCGCAGGUUGCCCUCCUCGGGUUAGCUGGCUCUCUCCAUCGGGAGGAAUCUCCGUUGGAAGAUGAAGAGGAGUUUCAGAAUCUUCUAGAAUCUCCACUGAUUCAAGAAAAGCUAUACUCAACUGAACAUUGUCUGGUUCCACAGAAGCUAGUGGAACAACAUCAACUGCUCAAAUCCAAUCCACACUUUCUGGAAAUGGAUAAUUGA
This is a messenger RNA of Salvia splendens (bonfire salvia), 684 nucleotides long. RefSeq names its product transcription factor bHLH53. Gene Ontology annotation, biological process: regulation of transcription by RNA polymerase II. The record is from RefSeq and is a predicted model, not a curated record. The coding region runs from base 1 to 684 and encodes 227 amino acids. NCBI's taxonomy places the organism in Eukaryota, Viridiplantae, Streptophyta, Magnoliopsida, Lamiales, Lamiaceae. Gene Ontology annotation, cellular component: nucleus. The transcript has 2 exons. Gene Ontology annotation, molecular function: RNA polymerase II cis-regulatory region sequence-specific DNA binding; protein dimerization activity; DNA-binding transcription factor activity, RNA polymerase II-specific.